AUGGCACUUACUCACAUCAAAGACAGCCGAGUCAUGUUCAUCAUUGACAACAGAUACCCAGGCUUGCGCAGGUCGGUCAAAGAGCAAGGUAAAGUAGAUACCUCACAGGAUAACGUGAGAUGGGCGAGGGAUCUCGAGAACAGACCUGUCAAGAAAAGACCAGUACUCACUGUGCUCGCCCAGGAUAAGCCUCCAAACUCACCGUGGGUCAACGAGGUCUGGCCAUCUGUAUGGACAAAUGGACCAAACUGGCCCAACGAUGGCGAGAUAGGCAUCAUUGAGAGCGUCAACCUCAUGCCCAACAAUCAGAUUGCUUUACACACAACACCCGCUGCACUCACACAACACCCCAAGACCAGUCGGGGGCCUCUGUGGUCGACGACUGAAGUCAGGGUUCGGGGUGUACCGUUGCGGAGACGAAAGGGAACAGCUCUGGGGCUGGCUUUGCUUCUGCACAGGGGGGGCGUGUUAGCAGCUCAGUUUGAUGUCUCCGGAAUAUAUAUCUGGUUCUGGAGUCGAGCAGAUAUCCCCGAAUCUAUUACACAGCUAACAUCAACUUCUCCCGUUGAUACUAGUUCUUGGGGUGACCCAUCAAGCGCCUAUCCCCCUCCCAGUUCUCGUAAUAGACAUCACUCUGUGUGGUCAGUGACCGACGAUAAUGUUUAUGGUCCCGGCCGUUCGACCUACGAUGUUCCACCGGUACUAAUUCCACCAGUGCGACGUCGACCACCUCAACCGCAGGCUCUAAUCCCGCAACGACCUCUCACGUUUAGCGGUGUUGAGUGA
Messenger RNA from Serpula lacrymans var. lacrymans S7.9, 786 nucleotides. Its product is annotated as glycoside hydrolase family 16 protein. The record is from RefSeq and is a predicted model, not a curated record. The transcript has 10 exons. The coding region runs from base 1 to 786 and encodes 261 amino acids. Lineage: Eukaryota; Fungi; Basidiomycota; Agaricomycetes; Boletales; Serpulaceae.